Molecule: messenger RNA, 982 nt
Organism: Pimephales promelas (fathead minnow)
Lineage: Eukaryota; Metazoa; Chordata; Actinopteri; Cypriniformes; Leuciscidae
Gene: saysd1
Product: SAYSVFN motif domain containing 1
Source: RefSeq, a predicted model, not a curated record
AUUCGCUUUUUGGGCCUCUAAGCGCCCCUACAGGAAACACAUUUUAGUGCCAUGGUCAACAAACACAGUCAUUUGAUACAGCAGCGUUUGUCGACCGGUGCACAGGUAUGAAAUAUGGAACGCAAGCUGGCUGAAUUCAGAGCCCGAAAGAAAGCCCAGACUGGAGCUGAGAAACCUGCUGUUCGUGAGAUCCAGACUGAAAUGAAAGCAAUCGAUGAUUCUCCGGCAGUGUCUCCUGACACAAACGAGUUCCUGAAGCCCGACACCUUCCAUCAGAGUCCAACCAAACAGGAUCAUUGUGAUCUUCUGAAUACUACAUCCGGUUGUUGGCUUCAGCGUCUGGUUCUUACCCAUCUGACCCUGUUUAAAGUGCUGCUGUGGCUUGUGCUGUUGGGGCUUUUUUCAGAACUUGAGUUCGGCCUGCCAUUUUUUGUCAUAUCGUUAUUCUACUGGCUCUAUGAGGGCCUUCGAAGCCCAAAAGCCAGACAACCUGGAGAAAUGAGCGCAUACUCCGUGUUUAACCCUGAUUGUCAACCCAUUCUGGGGACUUUAACAGCUGAACAGCUAGAAGGAGAGAUGGGAUUCAUGGUAAUCAAUUCUUGAUGGCCAAUACAUGAACAUGUUUAAAAGUCGUGCAAACUUUGCAGCCAACUGUCUGGACAAGGAAGAUUGUCUAAAUGUGGGCUUGGGAAACUUAUUUGCAUUAUAUUAAUGUAUCUCUUUAAUGGUUUACUUGUAUUUACCUAAAUAAAAUGCAUUAAUUCAUUAAUAUGGAUAAGAUAUCAUAUACAACCCCUUCUUACUGUUUAAUUCAAUCAUACAUCUAGAAAAUGAGAACAGGUCACAUAUUUUGCACUCACCUAUGUUCUGUUGUCCAAACUAAUUUAAUAUCUGGACCUGAAAUGUAUUACUGAGUGAUAUAACUUUUUGAUGAAUGUACUGUAUAUAGAACUGCACUAGAAUAAAAUCUCUGAGAUUCAGA